Messenger RNA from Cinclus cinclus, 1723 nucleotides. RefSeq names its product propionyl-CoA carboxylase subunit beta (gene PCCB). NCBI's taxonomy places the organism in Eukaryota, Metazoa, Chordata, Aves, Passeriformes, Cinclidae. Bases 1 to 1590 code for a protein of 529 amino acids. Gene Ontology annotation, cellular component: mitochondrion. The record is from RefSeq and is a predicted model, not a curated record. Gene Ontology annotation, molecular function: propionyl-CoA carboxylase activity. The transcript has 16 exons.
AUGGCGGCCGUGCGGGUGCUGCGGCGGGCGGUGCGGCUGUGUCGGGGCCGCGCCGCCUCGGGGGCCCGCCCGCCCCCCGUGCCCCAGCGCAUCGAGGAGAAGCGCCGCGCCGCGCUGCUCGGCGGUGGGCAGGCGCGCAUCGACGCCCAGCACAAGCGGGGAAAACUGACAGCAAGGGAACGAAUUCUGCUGCUGCUGGACCCCGACAGUUUUGAUGAAUAUGACAUGUUUGUGGAACACAGGUGUACUGACUUUGGGAUGGACUCCAGUAAGAAUAAGUAUCCUGGUGACAGCGUGGUGACUGGCCGUGGACGGAUUAAUGGGAGACUAGCUUAUGUUUUCAGUCAGGAUUUUACUGUAUUUGGAGGCAGUUUAUCUGGAGCUCAUGCCCAGAAGAUCUGCAAGAUCAUGGAUCAAGCUGCCAUGGUUGGAGCACCUGUGAUUGGGCUGAAUGACUCUGGAGGAGCCCGUAUCCAGGAGGGAGUGGAGUCCUUGGCAGGCUAUGCAGACAUAUUUUUGAGAAAUGUUUUGUGUUCUGGUGUCAUUCCCCAAAUCUCCCUCAUCAUGGGUCCUUGUGCUGGUGGAGCCGUGUAUUCUCCUGCCUUAACUGAUUUCACAUUCAUGGUGAAGGACACAUCCUACCUGUUCAUCACCGGGCCUGACGUGGUGAAGUCUGUCACCAAUGAAGAUGUCACCCAGGAGCAGCUCGGGGGUGCAAAGACACACACUGCAGUGUCUGGAGUUGCACACAGAGCCUUUGAGAAUGACAUCGAUGCUCUGCUGAACCUGCGAGAGUUCUUUAAUUAUUUACCCCUGAGCAACCGGGAUCCAGCUCCAGUCUGUGAGUGCCAUGAUCCCAGUGACCGUCCGGUUCCAGAGCUGGACACCAUUGUCCCAAGUGAGUCAACCAAAGCCUAUGACAUGCUGGAUAUCAUACACUCCAUUGUGGAUGAGAGGGAAUUCUUCGAGAUCAUGCCGACCUAUGCGAGGAACAUCGUGGUUGGAUUUGCCAGGAUGAACGGACGGACCGUUGGGAUUGUGGGCAACCAGCCCAAAGUAGCCUCAGGGUGCUUAGACAUAAAUUCUUCUGUGAAAGGAGCCCGGUUUGUUCGGUUCUGUGAUGCCUUCAACAUCCCCCUGAUCACCUUUGUGGAUGUCCCUGGGUUUCUGCCAGGCACGGCUCAGGAGUACGGUGGGAUUAUACGUCAUGGUGCCAAGCUGCUGUUUGCCUUUGCAGAGGCAACUGUGCCGAAGAUCACUGUCAUCACCAGAAAAGCCUAUGGGGGUGCCUAUGACGUGAUGAGCUCCAAGCACUUACGAGGAGAUGUGAACUACGCCUGGCCCACAGCCGAGGUGGCCGUGAUGGGAGCCAAGGGUGCUGUGCAGAUCAUCUUCAGAGGAAAGGAGGCGAAUGCAGAGGAGGAGUACGUGGAUAAGUUUGCAAACCCCUUCCCUGCUGCCAUGAGAGGGUUUGUUGAUGACAUUAUCCAGCCUUCAACCACCCGCACACGCAUCUGCCAUGACCUUGACGUACUGGCCAGUAAAUCCCAGUCCAGUCCUUGGAAGAAACAUGCCAACAUCCCACUGUGAGGGAAUCUGUGAAACUUCAUUUAGCCCAGCUGCCUGCAAGAGCUUUCAAGCCUUCCCAUGGCACUUUCUUCCCACAGACUCCAGGUCACUUCAGACGUACAGGGCAGAAGAGAGAAAUUCUUCUCAAACCUUG